UUUCGUCCAAAACUAGAAUCAGCUGUCAAAAUGUGAAACUUUCUACCACAUGUUACUACACGAUAAACACUACACACGAUUACACGGUGGCUUGACUUGUUAUCGAUAUGCACGGUCUUGCUUAUGGUUAGAGAUCGAUCAAUUGAUUGUGUUUGGUUAAAAUUUCAAAAAUGGCAGAAGCUAGAAGCGCUGUUUCGCGUCCCAGAGUGGGGCGAAUAGAAGAAGGUCGAAACCCCAGGGAGGAUUUUUUGUUCGGUUUGAGGACACACGCUAUAAGACGAUUCUUUCGUAUAAGGAAUUCCAUCAAGAAUGGCAUGUGGCCCACUAAACUUUGGAAUCUUGUGGUUAUGGUGGGGGUGCUGUCUGUGGUCUUGGUGGGUGACUGGGAGCCACUACGACCUCUCACCGGGCGCCUGAGAUACAUGGAGGAGGUCCUGCACAUUCCUGGAGACUGGCCAUUGCUGGCGAGGAGCCUCCUGACCUCAUUUAUAGCUGGCUUCAUCUUCUUCAUCAUUCUACUGCAUGUCAGACGAUACACACUGAGGAUGUUGCUAUCAUACAGAGGUUGGAUGUAUGAGCAACCAAAGACUCAGUCACUGGCCACGACUGUGUGGGGACUCCUGGUUCAUCUGGUCAGUGGAAGUCAUCCAUCUUUGUACGGGUGCCAGCAGAGUCUGCCUAGGCAACCAGUUCCGCCACUAAAAGAAACUCUUAAGUCCCUAAUCCAGUCCCUGAAGCCCUUGUAUGGAGAGGACUCUCAAAUCAUUCAGGAUCUGAAAAAGGAGUCAAAGGAAUUUCAGAGGACCUUGGGGCCCAAACUACAGAGAAUUCUCUACCUGAAAUCCUGGUGGGCCCAACAUUACGUUACUGACUUCUGGGAGAAGUACGUCUAUUUGAUGGGCAGAAGUCCUCUGCCGAUAAACAGUAACUACUACAUAAUGGACCAGAGCAAUUGGAAACCAACAUCAAGUCAAGUGGCAAGAGCUGCCAAUGUGAUAUACCAGUUCAUGCUAGUGCGUCAAAGCAUUGAGCAUGAGAAAAUGGAGCCUCUGUUGAUCCGAAACACGAUCCCGAUCUGUAUGGCACAAUACGAACUUGUGUUCUCAACUACCAGAGUGCCUGGUGAAGAAAUGGACCAACUUGUGCAUUACAGUUCUACAGAGUCCAAGCACAUCAUUGUGAACAGGAAGGGAGUGAUGUACAAGCUGGACAUGUUCGACAUGGACAGGAAGCUGGUUUCACCUGCCGAUCUUCAGAAGCAGCUUCACUGGAUCAUGAUGGACGCAGAGAGACAUCUUGGUGACUACUCAGAGGAGGCCAGAAGUCUGCCAGCCUUGACCGGUCUCAACCGUAAGGAGUGGGCCACUGUAAGACAGACACACUUCAACGGGGGCCUAAAUCAAGAUUCCCUGGCAACGCUGGAAAAGGCACUGUUUCAUGUUGUCCUGGGAACAGAAAUCCAUGAGGACAUCUCCUCAAGAGCUCAGUACCUUUUCCAUGCGGACGGGAAAUCUAUAUGGUUUGACAAGUCGUUAACGCUGCUGGUUCAGCCGGACGGACGUAUGGGUCUGAACUGUGAACACUCCUAUGCUGACGCUCCCGUGCUUGCCCACAUUAUAGAGAUUAACUUCACUCAGGAAGCCGUUCAUGGUCUGCUGUCUCCAGAACUUGACCUUGAGAGCUGUGACCUUGACCUGCAUGAAUCUAAAAGUAGCCAUUCUAUUUAUAGACCAGAAAGGCUAGUCUGGGAAAUCCCAGACAGUCUUGGCAGGUCUAUUAAUAGCGCACACCUAACAGUAUUAAAGGCCAUAGAAGAUAUAGAUUUACGUGUGGAGGGCUAUUUCAAGUAUGGGAAAGGAUUUGUGAAGACUUGCAAGGUCAGUCCAGAUGCAUACAUCCAGAUGGCUCUGCAGGUGACCUAUUUUAAGAACGCCAAGGAGCACUGUCUCACGUAUGAAUCCUCAAUGACGCGUCUCUACCUACAGGGUCGUACAGAGACUGUACGGUCACUGACAAUGGAGGCCUCAAAGUUCGUAUGGGCGUUUGUGGAUAAGACGGUUCCCCGUGCAGACAAGAUCCGCCUUCUACAGGAGGCCUGUGAGGCUCACGCCAGGCAGUACAAGGACUGUAUGAGCGGGCGCGGCAUCGACAGGCACCUGUUUGCCCUCUACGUCGUCAGCAAGGGACUAGAAUAUGACUGUGAGUUCUUGAAGAAGUGCCUCAGCAUUCCGUGGACACUGUCUACCAGUCAGUCACCACAGCAGCAGCUGCUCAACUCACCGAGCUGUGAUUUACCUGAGUACAGAGACAAGACCAGUCCAGGAGGUGGUUUCGGCCCGGUUUCCGAUGAUGGUUAUGGUGUGGCGUACAUGAUUCCUGGAGAUUUCAAAUUCUUCUUCCAUGUGUCUUCUAAAAAAUCGUCUAAAAAGACAGACUCAAGCUUGUUCAUGAGCCAGCUAUUUGAAACACUCGACCAAAUGAAAGAACUCUUUGAGGAAAAUUGA
Molecule: messenger RNA, 2504 nt
Organism: Dreissena polymorpha
Lineage: Eukaryota; Metazoa; Mollusca; Bivalvia; Myida; Dreissenidae
Product: carnitine O-palmitoyltransferase 1, liver isoform-like
Exons: 16
Coding region: 171-2504 (777 amino acids)
Biological process (GO): fatty acid metabolic process; carnitine metabolic process
Cellular component (GO): mitochondrion
Molecular function (GO): carnitine O-palmitoyltransferase activity
Source: RefSeq, a predicted model, not a curated record